CCGGAGCCGAGCCGGCCCGGGCCGAGGCUGCCCGAGCCGCGCUGCCAGCGAAGAUGGCAGCAGAAUGAGAAGGCUGGCGCCGGGUCGUGGCCUCUGCGGUCGCCGCCGCCACGCCGCAGUUUAAGAUCCGCGCGCGGCGCCCUCGGAGCCUCUUGCUUAGCUGGCCUCCUGGUGGCCGUUGAAUUAUUUCAUUCCGGGCGGAGAGCGGGGGAGAAAAGGGACCCCGCAGCAGAGCCGUUCCAGGCUCUGGCAGCCUGUAGAGGCUUGUGCGUGCGACACUGGCUGGCUGCGGAAAAGACGCGGGAGAGAGUCAGUCCCGGGCUGCAGUGGCGCGGGUGCGGGGAUGAGCCAGCCAUGGAGCGGCCUCCGCGGGGUGCACCGAGCCGGCUGGCGCUGCGGCCGGUGUGCCGCCUGAGCCGAGCUCCCGCGGUUCUUCGGUGCUUCAGGCGCCCUGGGGGGGUCUCUGCUGCCGCCUCUGGGAAGGACUGGAGCCCCGCGUGGCGGACACUGCAGCAGUCACUGUACUGAGCCUCCCCGAGACUGCUCUGCCUGCGGCUGGGUGCGCUCUCGGCACCCGGGCGCCUUGCCCAGGGCACGGCGGCUGGCGCACAGCGGCGAGCCGGGUGUAGGACUGGCUAGAGGGGUGUGGGCGCGCGUGUUGGACUGGAGAGCCGAGCUAAAGCAGAACCAGGUGGGCCCGAGCAGCCAUGCUUCCCGGGGUGGGCGUGUUCGGCACCAGCCUCACCGCCCGAGUCAUCAUCCCGCUGCUGAAAGACGAGGGCUUCGCGGUGAAGGCGCUGUGGGGCCGCACACCGGAGGAAGCAGAGGAGCUGGCCAAGGAGAUGAGCGUUCCCUUCUAUACGAGUCGCAUUGACGAGGUGCUGCUGCAUCAGGACGUGGACUUGGUGUGCAUCAACCUGCCUCCGCCUCUCACCAGGCAGAUCGCUGUCAAAACCCUGGGCAUUGGCAAGAACGUCAUCUGCGACCGCACGGCCACGCCGCUGGACGCCUUCCGUAUGAUGUCUGCUGCCCACUACUACCCCAAGCUUAUGAGCAUCAUGGGCAACGUGCUGCGCUUCCUGCCGGCCUUCGUGCGCAUGAAGCAGCUCAUUGAGGAGGGCUACGUGGGGGAGCUGCUGGUGUGCGAGGUGCAGGUGCACAGCGGCAGCCUGCUGGGCAAGAAGUACAACUGGAGCUGUGAUGACCUGAUGGGCGGAGGCGGCCUGCACUCGGUAGGCACCUACAUUAUCGACCUGCUCACCUUCCUCACCGGCCAGAAGGCCGUCAAGGUCCACGGGCUGCUCAAGACCUUUGUGAAGCAGACGGACCACAUAAAGGGCAUCCGCCAGAUCACCAGCGACGACUUCUGCACCUUCCAGAUGGUGUUGGAGGGCGGGGUGUGCUGCACCGUCACCCUCAACUUCAACGUGCCCGGUGAGUUCAAGCAGGAUGUGACCGUGGUGGGCUCAGCCGGGCGCCUGCUGGCGGUGGGCACGGACCUAUACGGGCAGCGCCAUAGCGCCCCGGAGCAGGAGCUGCUUCUGCAGGACUCCACACCUGUCAGCAACUCCCUGCUGCCCGAGAAGGCGUUCAGCGACAUCCCCUCGCCCUACCUGCGUGGCACCAUCAAGAUGAUGCAGGCCGUGCGCCAGGCCUUCCAGGACCAGGACGACCGGCGCACGUGGGACGGGCGGCCGCUCACCAUGGCCGCCACCUUUGACGACUGCCUGUAUGCCCUGUGUGUUGUAGACACCAUCAAGAGGUCCAGCCAGACCGGCGAGUGGCAGAACAUUGCCAUUAUGACCGAGGAGCCGGAGCUGAGCCCUGCCUACCUGAUCAGCGAAGCCAUGCGCAGGAGCAGGAUGUCCCUGUACUGUUAGCGUGGUCUGGGGACCUAAGGGAACUUAGAGCUUCUGCCUGGGGCCUAGAGUUGGGGAAAGCCAUUGGGGAGAGGUGGCCUUCAGGAAUGAGGGGAGGUGAAAGGGCAAUGGGAAUAAAUGAGCUCUGGGAAGGCGAACCCCAGCCCAGGUGUGGGGCCCCAAACAAGACUGUUAGGAUGCUGAGUAUAUAGCUUGAGACUUGAGAGUGUUUAGAGGGCCUGCCGUGUCUGAGAGCAUCCCUGCUGGGCAUUUGUAUGAGAGGUAGGAGGUCUGGCUGCCUCUGCUGCCCUUUACUAUGGAAGCAAGGAGGGACGGCUUUCCUCCUCACCUCAUCCACUCCCCUCACCCUGGCCUCUUUUGCAAGCCAAAUGCUCCUGUGAGAUCAAGCUUAGUUGGUGCAGGCUCCCCAUCCUCCCUUCCCCCCCACAUUGGCAGAAGGCACAUCCUCACAUGUCCACACAAGCCCAUUAGUCUGGGGAAAGGUGGGGGUGCAACGGGCUAAUGAGAAAAUUCAAGUUCCAGGAAGCCACUUUAAGUAUCUGAAGGAAAAAGUACUCGGUAGUAAAGUGUACAGCUUUCUCGAUUGAUUGGUCUUCCUCAUAGGAAGCAGGAGGGAGCGUCUUCCUGAUUGGCGCACUGCCCUACACCUGGCCUGAGGUGGGGCAAGGGAGUGCCAGGAAUGGCCAGCAGAGAGAUGGGUUCUUUAAGGCAAAAGGAGGGAGCAAGAGCACAACCUGCAUGGAGAUAGACGAGGCAGAGAAUCACAUAUCCCUUUGAAUUUGUCAGCAAUUAAAAAACUGCAAGAAGCCAUCGUAUAACACUAUUUAUGGAGGAGUAGAACUGAGUGUAAGAGGGAUUCGGUAUUGAAGCACUGAGGUGGUUCUUUCAUCUGGCUCCGUGGGUGGAGCCCAAGAGACUGUGGGAGGUGUGGGUCUGACUACAAGCUCAUAUGUGGCCCUCAAGAACAGGGGACAGCUGCGUGCCCCGGGGUUGCAGUGGGAGUUCCCCAGCACAAGGGAAAAAGAGAGCUGGCCCUGGACUUGAUUUGUGCUCCACACCCGUCGCCCCUACCAAGCUAGGAAUGGGCUCUAGGCAGUUCAUGCAGCUUUGUGGAUAUGGAAGGGAAGUCCUCAGUUCCACUCAGACAUAGCCCUUUUCCCUUAAAAAAAAAAAUGUCAAGGCUCUUUUCCUUUGUUUUCAUGAUUCUGAUAUCUAAAAAUAUUUUAAUAGGCAUUAAACAAAACAAAACAAAAGGACAACAAGGAACAUAAUUUUCAGUGUUUCUAAAAUGGGGUUUUAGAGUCCUCUCAGCUGUAUUUUCAUGUAGGAUUGAGAAGCUAAUGUUGCAAAAAACACAUUCUUCUACUCCUUGGUCUCUUGUCUCUCUUGUCUUGUCACCCUCUGCUUACAGAGCUUUUAUUGGAGAUGGCAGACUGCAGGCUCAGAGCAGGCAGUGCCAGAAAGAACAACCACGCAUGCACACACACGGGCUUGCAAAUGCUCGUUGCCACCAAAUGUCACUAAAGUUGCUCUUAAAAAUUCAAGACUGGUCUUGAAAGAAAUACCAAGUCAAAUACAUUUUGAAAUGGGGAAUUAUCCUUUUAUCUUUCUUAAUCCUUCAUCCUACAGAAGACAUUUAUCAAGGUUGGAUAUAGAGACUAGCACUUAUAAAUCUAUACAACUUCUGUUCACAGCCCACACAACUGAGGCUUAGACUUCUUUUCAGGUGACUGGCAGUUAGAAAUAGAGGGUAAUUUAAGGGGCUGAGAGUUCACCCCUAGGCUCCAAGUAGGCAGAAUCUGAAAACAAACAGUACAAUCAAUUUCAUCCUCCAUUGUCCCAGGGGCAAUAUACUAUGAAGCCCAGGCUGCCCAUAGGCGCAGUGUGGGUGUCCAAACAUCAUGGGAAUGGUGGUCAUUUACUAGCACGGAGGAGUAAGGAUUGCCUUCCCGGAAACAAUGACCCUACUUCGGGGGCCUUCCUGCAACACGGUAAGGUUAGUCAGCUGAAACUCUGCAUGCUACAUUCUAGUCCCUGAUCUGUUCUUCAGACUUCAUGAUGACAUGCCAAGCUUUUGUAACUAUCCGUUCAAAACUAGAGAUUUGAUAGAAUGGAAGUCUCCCAGUAAUAAUUUGAGCAGAGGGUCAUGCCCUGCACUGUUUCAGUUCAGGCUCUCCUAAUUGCCCUUUGGAGAGCUUUUGUGGAAACUGGAAUGAAUUUUUUUUUUUUUUCCUUUGCUAGCCUGAAAGGUUGUGAUUAAGAGUGAAGGAAAAGGAAACUAGAUGACUCUAUGGGUCUCAUUUUUCUAAGUCUUUUAUAAUCUAAGUAGGGAUUUUCCUGGGGUUUCAAUUUUAAGUUUCUGUACUUAACCAAAACACUUGGGAGGUUUUCCGCCCCCUGCUCCAAAGGCAUUUGAGCUCUGUGAUAAAUAUUCAGUAUCUUAAAGAAAAAUUCUUAUUUGAGGCUAGGGUAUGUAGGAAAAAUAUAUAUUCUUUUAAAAAGCAUGAGAAAUAGUUACGUGUAUUCAGUUGUUAUCUAUUGACAUGCAUGUAGCUGGUAGAUGCAGCAAUGAGAGAAGACCAAGGUAGUUCAUGUUUUUUUAUACAAAAAUAAUAGUACAUGGAUUUAAGAUACUUCUGCAGUGAUCUUUUUGCUCCUGUUCUACCACUUGCAAAGAUUUAAUUGCAAUACAAAGCUAAAAUCUCAAGCGUUCAGGAGAGCUUGCUGAGGCAAAGUCCAGCCCCUAAUGGUGCCCUCAGGGGUCUGGGGACCAUCAGCUGACUUUGCCCUCACUAAGUCCCAGCAGUAAUCCUGCUCUUUCUGCUUUAUUUAAUGUGUCUUAGGAGCCAGUGUAAUGGAGGCUCCACUUUAGGGCCAUCACAUUUAGUCUCCUGUCCCUGAUUAGUUCCCAUCCUUGUGCGGAUGCCUCUGCUACUAGAAAUUCUGGCUCAUGCCACUGGUUGCUUCUGCAGGUGUCCCGAAUUCCAGAUUCUGUUAGAGAAGGUCGCCCAGGUGCUCUUCCAGGGCAUCCACAGUGUGUGGACAUGCUCUGGGCUUAUUUGGAUUCUCUGUGUUUUCUUCUGGAGAGAGUCCUUGACCGCCAUCAGCUUCUCCACGAUUUCACCCUUUAAUGGGAGAGGCGCAGCACGGAACCACAGUCACUUGUUAGCUUACCUGGCAGCAAAUACCUUUGUGAAUCUAGACCCCAGCAGCAGUCUUGGUCAGCUCCAACACAAGGUGAGCUUCUCCCAGGGCCCUUUUCACUUUGCAGAGAGCCGUCUGAGUACUCUGUGUGCUCCAACAUUUCUUGAUAGCCGUGGUGUGCAGGGUGUUUUAAGUACAUCAUCUCAUUUAAUCCAUAGAAACACCCCUUUAGUAUUGGGUAUUGUUAUUCCCAUUUUACACAUGAGAUCAUCAAGUCUCUGAAAGGAAGAGUAACUUGCCCAGAGUCAUACCACUAUUAAGCAGAGACAGGGUGACACUGCGGUUUUUCUGGACGCCCUGGCCACCUGCCCUGGCAAGCUUUUGAUUGCCACACUGAGCGCAGACCCACUGUGUAGGACACGGUCUUGUUAUUCCUGUACUCACUGCUGGUGUAAACAGAACGGGGCACGGUGGAUUCAAGAGCACUCGGUAGUCCGAGAGCAGACGCUUUAGUGGUCCUCCCAAGGGCUCCAGCAAAUAGGGACUGUGAUGUGAGGGCCAAAAAGGUCGGUCGGCCACCAGUUUCCACUGUUAACUGACAUGGUUACCCCGAUGUGGCACUGGCUGCAGCCCUGACUACAGGGAGAGCACUUGAGCCCAUCACCUCUUAGAGC
Pteronotus mesoamericanus is the source of this 5698-nucleotide messenger RNA. RefSeq names its product Gfo/Idh/MocA-like oxidoreductase domain containing 1 (gene GFOD1). The transcript is spliced from 2 exons. The record is from RefSeq and is a predicted model, not a curated record. Gene Ontology annotation, molecular function: nucleotide binding. The coding region runs from base 708 to 1880 and encodes 390 amino acids. NCBI's taxonomy places the organism in Eukaryota, Metazoa, Chordata, Mammalia, Chiroptera, Mormoopidae.